Molecule: messenger RNA, 1077 nt
Organism: Coprinopsis cinerea okayama7#130
Lineage: Eukaryota; Fungi; Basidiomycota; Agaricomycetes; Agaricales; Psathyrellaceae
Exons: 6
Coding region: 1-1077 (358 amino acids)
Molecular function (GO): GTP binding
Source: RefSeq, a predicted model, not a curated record
AUGAGCUCCCUCUACACCGCCACCAACGCGAGUGUAAAAGAAUGCAGGCGCCUGUCUCCCGUCAACUUACCUUCGAUCCUCAUCGUGCCCCUAAUGGCCUUUAACCGAAUGAAGGGCUUCAAGAAAGCAGUCGCUCUCUCAGGCUCCAACGCAGGAAUUCCAGGAGAUAUAGUCAUUCCGAUUUUAGGAGCUACUGGUACUGGGAAGAGUACCUUCAUCAAUGACUUCUUUGGAGAGGAUCUCGCGAAAACGUCUGCUGCCAUAACCUCCUGCACGACCGAAGUAAAAGCAUACUCCCUGUCUGGGAGGCCUGCUGGCUCUGACUCGAGGCGCGUUGUGCUGGUCGAUACCCCCGGAUUUAACGACAGUCAUGAAUCCGAACUCGAAAUUCUACGCCGGGUUGCUGCCUGGCUCAGUGAUGCUUACAAGGAGAAGAUACAGAUAGCGGGUGUCGUUUACCUGACGGAUAUAUCCCAGAAGCGUCGCGAUAGCGCUGCUCGCUUACUCUCCGUUAUGUUCGAGCGCCUCUGUGGUCCUGAUUUCUUCCCGAAAGUGAUCAUGGUAACGACCUUUUGGGAUCAGACAACUCAAGCUCUGGGCGAGUCCCGGUUAGGAGAGUUGAAGGCGGAUGAUUGGAAAAGCAUUCUCAACAACGGCGGCUCGACGCAUCCCAUUAAGGAUCGCCCUCAGGAUGUCCAUGCCAUUGUGGACCUUAUCAUCAAGCAGCACACCGGAGGCGCAAGACACCCUGAUGCAGUUGCAUUACAGCGAGAACUAGUGGACGACCGCAUCAUGCUUAAGAAGACGGCGGCAGGUAAAAUCGCAAGGAACAUGCCCGGGCCUCAACCCACCCUGGGCCAGCGCGCGAUGGGAUGGAUACAAGACAGAUUGCUAGAGAACCGAGGUAUUCAUUCGCGAGGGCGCGUGAAACCCGAUUCAAGGACUCUUCACUUGCCCAAACUUCUGAUUCACCCCCAAAGCCACCUGAAGCUGGCACUGAAUACCCGUUCCCUCGCUUUGAGACUGGUCUGUGGAGCCUUCUGCACCGUCGCCAAGCACCAGACCGGAUACGGAUGA